Cryptomeria japonica (Japanese cedar) is the source of this 996-nucleotide messenger RNA. RefSeq names its product E3 ubiquitin-protein ligase AIP2-like. The record is from RefSeq and is a predicted model, not a curated record. NCBI's taxonomy places the organism in Eukaryota, Viridiplantae, Streptophyta, Pinopsida, Cupressales, Cupressaceae. The transcript is spliced from 2 exons. Bases 1 to 996 code for a protein of 331 amino acids.
AUGACUACCAGCAACACAGAAGUAGAUAACGUGGGGGCUCUUCUCCAGCAACUAACGGACACUAACGACGCUAUUCAGAACAGUAUUUCAUUGGCACGAACUUUAUUAUCCCUCCCCGUUGGUGUUAGUAACGAUCCACUGAAUUACCUAGAGACAUUUCAGGAAAUCUCAAUAAUUCCUUUAGUUCGACAAUUCAAUCGCCUUGUAAGUCAAAUUAAUGGGUUACCGGAGAGGGAUUAUUUCCGCGAGUCCAUUGACACAGUUUACAACAGUUUUAGAUAUUUAGCUCAACUGGUUGGCCGCAUAAUUCGUCAAUCUCGCGAGUCCUCUCACGUUGAUUUCCCAGCUGAUAGAGAGGAUGUGGAGAGGCUAACUCAAAUAAUAAUUGCAGCCAAUCACGUUAAUGCAGAAUCUGAGUGUUCGAUUUGCACCGAGCCUUUUCAACUUGGGGAAGAUGCCCGACAGAUGCCUUGUCAUCAAUCCCACAUAUUCCAUACUCACUGCCUCCUUCCAUGGCUGGAAAGGCAGACUAAGGCAAGUUAUCGACAGUCUUCAAUACGACAUAUCGAUGGCACAAAAAGAUCUUCAGAACAUUCCAGAAAGCUCACUAAUUCGCGACAGUCUUUGCAGCAGAAUUUUGAUGGCACAAAUUUCAUUAUCCAAUCUGUUAGAGACGAUCAUGUUGAGAUCUCGGAAGUUGAGUUGGCAGCUGAUAGAGAAGAUAUGGAGAGGCUAACUCAAAUUAUAAUUGCAGCCAAUCAUGUCAAUGCAGAAUCUGAGUGUUCGAUUUGCACCGAGCCUUUUCAAGUGGGGGAUGAUGCUCGACAGAUGCCUUGUCAUGAAUCUCACAUAUUCCAUGCUCGCUGCCUUGUUCAAUGGCUGGAAAGGCGUAAUAAUUGUCCCACCUGUAGAACUCGCUUAGUACGUCCGAUAAAUGGAAUUUCAGAUUCUCAGAGCGAGGAAUUUAUCACAUCCAGAACUUAUAAUAAUGCAUAG